Molecule: messenger RNA, 1704 nt
Organism: Peronospora farinosa
Lineage: Eukaryota; Oomycota; Peronosporomycetes; Peronosporales; Peronosporaceae
Source: the annotation of a GenBank genome assembly
AUGGCGUCACCAAUGGCGUCAGAAUGGCGCGGCACGAGUGAUCACAACGUCACUGAGACGUCUUUUGACGCCGUCAAAUGUAAACUAUCCGCAGUGACACUCGGCUAUUUCCAGGACCCAUUUUUACGCUUCUUUGUUGAUAAACCUACACGACGCAUCCCUCUGAUUCAUCGCGGUUAUUAUUUGCGCCACAUUGCUAUUACCCGCUGUGUUGAGCUUUUUCUUUUGCACUAUGCGACGUCGCCUCGAGUAAACAUCGUAUCGCUGGGAGCUGGAUUUGACACGCUGUUCUUUCGUCUACUAGAGCAACGAAAGUUUGCUGGAAUGGUCUCGUUUACGGAGGUGGACUGUGACGCCAUUGUGAGUGCUAAGACAAAGCUGUUGAAUGAUCCAGUCAUCCGAGUGGGUCUGUUCCCGAAAGAUAUUGGCGACUUGAUGGUUAUGACCUCUUCUGCUAGUGAUGAAGUGGCGUGGCAAUGUCACGUGCCAUCUGGCUCGUACACGCUCAUUGCUUGUGAUCUAGGAGACAUUUGGAGGCUGGAAGCAACGAUGAAUGCUGUUGGUGUUGAGCGAAGUUUACCAACGUUGAUGCUUGGUGAAUGUGUCCUGUCGUAUUUGGCACCAGAAAAGGGUACAAAGCUACUUCAGUGGCUGGCCGAGACCUUUUCAUGCAGCUCCAUUGCGCUAUAUGAUCCGAUUGGACUUGAAGCAAGUGACGAUGGCAACAUCGCCUACGCAACAUCACAGCCUAAGAAUCAGCCGGAUGCUUUUGGCUCGACACUUAAGCGAUAUUUUGCUGUGAAAGGAUGCGCGCUUCGUGGUGCACGAGGAUGUCAGACCGCAGCUGAUCACUCUCGCCGUCUACUAGCUCGCGCGCACUGGAAAAGAUGCGCUAUUCUCGACAUGAACGGAGUGUUUGCGGCUUGCACGACUGCAAAGGAAAAACACAGGCUAGCACUGCUAGAACCUUUCGACGAGUAUGCCGAUUGGAUGCUGUGCAACGCUCAUUACGCGAUUUACCUUGCAGACAAUUGCAAGGAUCAAGAUAAGGAUGGUUUUGAGUGGACCACUGGUUUUGUGCCUCACAUGCAGCAACACCAAUACCUCCUGACAGGAAGUGUUGCACCACAACAGAAACGCGAGGAAUUAUCCGAAACAGUAAUCAUCCGAUCAUUCCAGCGUGAUGACUUGGCUACUGUGCGUUCGCUCUUUGAAAGUACACACCUCGAUUUAUCCAAGAGAUCACGUGCUGUGAGCCAGUUCGUUGCAAACCGUCUUCGUGGUCCUAGUGGAGACAUGUUCGACGUAUACCAAGCUUUCCAAACACCCAAUAGCGCUGGUGUUACAACAAGUGGCUUCUGGGUCGCUGAAAUAGGCGGCGAGGUCUUGGGUUGCGUUGGUGUAAGGCCUUUUGUGACAUUUGCAAGCCAACAGCCGAAUAGUGAAGAAGAGAGCCAAAGUGCCGAACUCUGUCGGCUUAGUGUUGCUCCCGCAGUUCGACGACGUGGCGUGGCUUCAGCUUUGGUGCGAGCCGUUGAGGCUUUUGCUGUAUCGUGUGGCGCGUUUAACGAAAUUCGUCUCGACACCAUUGAAGUCAUGGAAGCUGCUCAGCAUUUGUAUCGAGCUCUCGGGUACGUUGAGCAACCAGACAACGAAAAGCAGUACAGCUCGUUCAAGCUUGUACAUUUCCAGAAGACGCUUUAA